Messenger RNA from Penicillium concentricum, 1797 nucleotides. RefSeq lists its product as uncharacterized. The record is from RefSeq and is a predicted model, not a curated record. The coding region runs from base 1 to 1797 and encodes 598 amino acids. The transcript has 4 exons. Lineage: Eukaryota; Fungi; Ascomycota; Eurotiomycetes; Eurotiales; Aspergillaceae.
AUGAAUUCUUCUGCGCCCUACAAGUGCCAGAGUCCAUGGCCUAAGGAAAUAUCGGACGACCCUGACAUCACUGGCUAUGGGGUUGUUACAAACUAUGUCGCGACCGCGGGGAUAGCAGUGUCUCUCAUCCUUAUGUACUUUUUUGUUAUCUAUGACCCAGCUCUGGAUCCCUUCAGAAACGCAGAUGAAGACCCUCCAAAUCCAUUGUUUCGCCCGAAUCCAGUGGACACGAUCUUUCUACGGACCCUAAGAAAAAUACCUAAGCGCUUCCUGGGAGACCUGAAAAUCCCUUAUAAUAAGCUCGAACGAAGCUUUCUUAGGUGUAUCCUCGCAAUGAGUGACGUCCAGCUCAUAACUGGCCUAUCAAUUCUUAUUAGUGGAUUUGUACAACUUCGUCAAGGAUUGCCAUCUUACCACUGGAUGGCCGUAAUUGACCUAGCCUGGUUUUCCAGCAUAACUCACCUUGCUUGCUUAACACUACUGCAUAAUUACCUCUACAAUCACUCUUUGGAGCGCAUGUUACGGUUUAUGGCCAUGGCCGGUCUUGCUAUACUCCUGGUUGUAGCUCUUUCGUUCACCAGCACUUACUGGUGGGCCAGUACCACUUCCCCAAUGGGAUCAGCCUUUUAUUCCGAUACCGAGACUGCCACUCAUGCUGCGAUAUGCCAUCUAGGCGUUGUAGGUUCAAUACGGGAUUCCGAAUACAUCACAAUGGUUUUUUCGAUGCUCUUAAUCAUGUUUGGGUUUACCUCCCGCGUGGCUAAAUUGUACAAGGUCAUUUCUGUUAGCUUCAUGGGACAGGCCAAAAUCUGGCUUAGUACUUGGGCGCGACGUCUAUUACGCGUUGUUUUCACAUGGUGUUGCUUAGGUAGCUCGCGUCAUGGCCUAAAGCGAACCCUUCUCUACCGACCUUUAUUGGCAGUCUUCUUUUCAGCCCGUUUAUUCAUAGACUUAUGGUCCUCUAUGUUACUUGAGGUGAGUUUCUUAGUGGUCGACCUAAUCCCUCUCAUGACUGACAGUAGAUGUUCUCAGGUCGUGUGGUUAUUUAUCGGAUUUACGUGGGGAACCAUACGUCUAAUGACACUUUUAUUCGAUACUCGGGACAUCAUGUCUUCCUCUUCGAUGUUAAGAGACUCCAAUGAUGAGAAUAGUCAUUGGGGGUUCGGCCAAGUCGUGGCUAUCGUUCUUUUAAUUGCACCUUUAGUCACAUUCCUUGAAUUGUUCAAUAAAGGCGGGACGGCAGAUAUUAGCUGCGGUGAUCAUGUUCACGAACCAUUACCUCUUGGGCAUCAACCUUCCAGCUUGAUGAUAUUACCUUUGACAAAUUUAGGUGGUAGUAUCCCUAAGGACCCAGAUGAUCCUGACAGCGACUGGAAUGAUCAUAUCGAAACCCUUGGCACGGCAGUGAUUUAUAUCACCACCAUGUGCAUUACUUUUGCUGGCAUCAUUCUCGGGAUAGGCGCUUUCGAGUCAAUCCUGACGGGAUUUCAGGCUCUCAUGAUAUCUAUUUUCAUGGCUCUACUAAACGUCUUUGGGUUAUUACUUUUCUCAUUAAUGAUUGAAUCGGAUCUUUCUGGAACACCUUCCUGGGGACGAAAGCUCCUUCAUCUGGUGAAUGUCCAAUUCUUCGGCCUAAGUGCCUUUUGUCCCUUCAUCAUACAGAGCACGAUUGGUGUAUUUGAUGAUCAUGUUCUUUAUUCGGUCCGAUCCCUCUCUUGGAUUGGGAAUUACUCUCUCAUAAUUUUUCCUAUUUGUUUUUACAUAUUAUGUCUUGUUAUUAUCCGCUUUGUGAGAUAA